GCAGACUGCGGCCUAGCUGACGAACCAGUCUCGCACCAGCGCCCAUUCGACAUGAAGGUUCCCUACGUUCUCUUCCUUCUGUCUCUUGUGCAUCUCUUGCAGGCAGCGAGAGAUGCGUCCUGCCCAAGAGUAUGCCCAGCAAGCGCUCAAGAGCCUGUCUGUGGUACAGAUGGUUUCAUCUACCCCAGUUACUGUGAGAUGAGGAAAAAGACUUGUGGAAAAGGAGUACAAAUCUCGACAAAGCAAGGACUUUGCCAACGAGCCCAUGGCUCUAACUGUGAUCACAGAUGUGGUAACGAAAGGGAUCCAGUAUGUGGUACUGAUGGCCGUACCUACCUCAACAGAUGUAUGCUUCAAGUUGAAGCAUGCAGAGUCGGCAUCUCCGUUUCCCAUCUUGGUGCCUGCAAUAACAUAUCAGCUCAUCGGGAAAACUGCCCUGUAGACUGCGCCCAAGCACCCAAAGAUGGUCCAAUUUGUGGAAGUGACGGCAAUGUCUACUCUAACACUUGUAUAAUGAAGCAAUUGACUUGUGGCCAGGGAGUUGUCAGAACCUCUAAGAAGCACUGUCAAACAACUAGACAUUGUAGAGAAUCCUGCUGGAGAAAUGCAAAACCAGUAUGUGGAAGUGAUGGGGUCCUCUACAGCAAUCCUUGUCGUAUGAAAUCCAAGAACUGUGGGAAACAUGUGUUUGAAGUUCCAUUGGCCUACUGCCUCUCUCAAGAGCGUACAAGUGGGUCAAUGCAACCCGAAUGCCCAACUAACUGCACCAGGUCAGACCAGCAGAUCUGUGGCAGUGACGGUAACGUCUAUUCGUCCGAAUGUGAAAUGGACCUGAUGAAUUGUGGGUCUCAAACAAAGCGGCGGGUAAUGCGAGUCGAUUUGGAUAAGUGCAAGGCACGUUUGAACAAGUGCCAGAAAAUCAAGUGCCCACCUUCUAAGGAUUCAGUUUGUGGUUCAGAUGCUAGAACUUACGAUAGUGAUUGUCACUUACAAAUUGCCACCUGUUUGCGUGGAGUACAGCUGGCCCAUAUUGGAGACUGCAGCCCACUGCUAGAUAGGGAAGAAUGUCCCUCUGAUUGCGAUGAAGAAGAAACAUUACCUGUUUGUGGUUCAGACGGAAAUGUGUACAGAUCAUUAUGUGAUUUGAAGAAAGCCACAUGUGGUCAGAGAGUGGUUCCUGUCGCAUUACACCAUUGCCCUACAACUGCUGCUUGCAAACUAAACUGUUCUGAUGAGAGAGAUUUUGUUUGUGCUUCAGACAACCGAUUUUACCGAAAUGAGUGUAUCAUGAGAAGAGAAAAUUGUGGGAAACAUGUCUUCGUGGUCCCACUCUCCAGGUGCCUAGCAGGCUUCCAAUUCAAGGGCUGCUCAAGACCCUGCCCUGCACUCUAUGACCCAAUCUGUGCUUCAGAUAAUAAAACUUACUCGAAUGAAUGCUUCCUUGAGAUGGAAAACUGUAGAUCAAGAAGUCUCGUCACUAAACAACACCAUGGUGUUUGUGGUCAGCCUGUUGAAGAGACCAAAAACUAUUUGUACUAAGAAAUGCACUGUGUUACCCUUUUAUGAAAAGAUGGGUUGGGUGCACAAGUGUUGACUGAUCCAUAAAUUACUAAUGUAUCUCUGAUGUUGCAAAUGACUGAUGGCCUAUCUGUGGUUAUUUUUUAUUUAUAUUUUUUAAAUUUUAUUAUUUACCUCUUCAAAAGAAUUUGAAAAGAUUAAAAACAUAUUUGUUUAUUUAUUUUUUCAAAUGCUAUGUUAUUAAUUGGAGUGACACUGUAUUUGUGAAAACAACAUUCACUUCGAUAGAUGUUGCCAUCUGGUUGGACCAAAUCAUUAUUAUUAGUUAAAUAAAUUCCAAACUCUAAAUUAAGUAUUUUUAGUCAACUUUUAAUAUUCUAUCAUUUAUGUUCUCUAUUCAGGUUUGAUUAAAAUCUAGUUACUACAAUUGUUACAGCAUUUAUAAGUUUUUUGGGAGAUGAUUUUUUUUAAACAUUAAUAAAAAGUAAAUUUAAUUUUUGUGAAUUAAGAAAUAUUGGGGAAGGGCGAAGGUUAGUAUAAUAUGAUAAUAGUAUUCUAUGCAUAGGAGAGAGGAGGGAGGAUUGUACGCCAUACAUAAAGAUUAGCCAGCAAUCAGUUAUUGCCUGUAAUAUAAUAUAAUUAUUACAAUACGAUUUAUUGAACUUUAAAUGAGUUAUUUUAAAGUAAAUUACAGCAAAAUAUUGGAAGUGCUGGCUCUCCCCUCCAUAAAAUAUUGAGGGGGAUGUGCAAAGAAGUCAUUUCUCCCCACUGCUUAAGUGUUCAGCUAUGAUGAAACAUAAUUCCAUAGACUCUUCAUAACCAGAAAAAAAAAGUCAUUUAAUUUAUAUAAAUCCUUCCGUGUAUAAGAAAUAGUAUAAAAUGUAGGGUGUCAAAGAUCGGUAGUCCAGUGUAUGGUUCUGUGUUAAGACUAUAGGCAUGUUUCUAAACUCAACACUUAGCACAUCGAUGGCAUUCUUUGGCCCAGUUUAAAGACGGAUUUAAUCAGUUCAGCGUCGAGUUUAGGAACUUGUCAGUUAGUUACUUCCUAGAUAAACGUUAUUCCGUUUUGGAAGGGCUUACUUUAAACUACUAUCUAUCAUAGACACAGACACGAUUUUGAUUGAGGCGAAGGACCAAAAAAAAAAGAAUGGUUGUAGUUCAUAUUAUGUGUGCAAAUUAAACAUAAUUAUUGUGAAACGAACAAAUGUAAUAUCGGAUGUUUACAAAUAAAUUUAUAGAUACGUUUAGAUAGUUGUAGAUUUUUUUUUUUUUUUUUUUUAUGCGCUUAUGGAUAUACUUGAAAAUAUCUGAACAAAACAAUUUAAUAUGUUAAAAUUUGAUUUAUUGAUCCCAUUAAACAUUAGAGGAAGGGGUGCAGCCACCAUAACAUAGGUACAUUUCCAGAAUUUUUUAGAUAAGGAAUUAUGUUAAAAACUGAAAAAUACUUUUAAUUUCUUAGUUUGUACAACCUCCAAAUAAAAAUAAAACUUUUUCAUGGUCUGACUAAAAAUGUAAAAAUGUCUAUAAAACAUUUUCUAUAAAACAUAUUUAUGCUUGUACUUAUUGAAUAUAUUUUUCCAUGAAAAAUGAAUGAAUCAUAAAAUCCAAGGAUAUGUUUCUAUAUUAUUAUCCCUGAAUAUAAAUGAAAAUUUUAAAAAUAGGAAUAUUUAGGUCGUGAUAAAAUAGUUACGUACCUACUUAUAGGCCUUAGCUUAGGCUAGUCACCUUUUCUUAAUCGAUUUCAGUUUAAAUAUUUUAUUCAUUCAUGUAUUUUAUUUGUUAUAAAUUAAAAUUUUUUAAUUUCAAAUCAUUGGGGGGGGGGCACCAAACGAUAUUCUCACCCCUCAACGUUUUUAUUGGAGGGGCGAUCGCCCUGAUCCCCCUCCCCGAAGUCUCCGCUUAUGUUACUAAUGUUCGUAAUGCCUAAAUGCCUAGAAUUAUUUAGAAUUUCCACAAGAACUACAUUAACUAUUAACUGCUCUUUAGAUACCACUUUCACUACAUAAAUUUGAAUCAAGCCUGAAUAAGACUUACGUCAUUUAACUAAUUCACGAUUACUUUAUUAUUAUUUUUAUUAAAUUAUUAAUGUUUUGAAUAUAGAAAUUACAAAAAUUAUUUAUAUUGUUUAAAUCUUGCCGGUAAGGAGUUUUAUCCAAUUUGGAAUAAUUGUAGUAUUUUAGUUGGUGGUAGAGUGGGGUGUAGAUCAUUAUAGGGUACUACUUUAUAGGUGUUGCUCCACUUUGAUGGUUGACAACAAGAUCACAUGAUCAUACUAUAAAUGAAAUUCGGAGAAUGACCUAAUAUUAAUAACGGAAUAAUGGGUAUAUCCUCUUUUUAUUAUAUCGCAAUUUACUACUUUAAACUGGUUCUUUUAGUUAAAGUCAAGGCCUUAAUUAGCUUUGAUUAUAUCGCUGCUUUUGACUUCCACUCGCUCAAAACAGAUAAAUAAAUAUUCAAUACAAUCCUGAACUUUUCAAUUGAGGACGGUUCGGCAGAACUGUCAAGUCUUUUUCAUCUGAAUUUUUUCCUAAUUCCACCAACUUUAACUCUAAAUGUUCAAUUCUUAUUGUAAUCAUAAUUACCCCUCUCGAAUAAGGUGGUUUACUUUAUAGAAAAAUUCUAAAAACUUUUUGUACACUAAAAAAAUCCAAAGAAUAAUAAAGAUACUCUGAAUCUAAAGAAAGAAAAACAAUCUGGCAACUCUGUGGUUCGGUCCCUUGUCUACAUUCGGUCAUUCUCGAAAUUCCUUUGAUAGUGUGAUCCAAAGAUACUGUGCUCAAUGCCGGCGGCCUUAGGGUCGGGUAACCAGACCAGAAGGGAGUCGCCACUUGUUCGAAAUAAAAAAAAGUUGUAUAAGAAUGAUUAAUUUUAGCCAACUUAUAAUUAAAAUGAAUUAGAGAAAUAUUGAAUGAAAUAUAAUUAAAAUAUUGUUUAAUAUAAAACAGCUUAUAAAAUGUUAUUUUGGGGGGGGGGGCGAUGAGGUUCUUGUCCGCGGGCGCCAAAUUUCUAAGUCCAGCACUGACUGGACAUCCAAAUGGAGCAUCACUUGUAAUGAUAUAAUGAGUAAUACCACUAUAGAUAUUUAUGAAAUUAUAAAUCUCGUAAAAAUUGCAGAAAAUUCAUUUUUAACGUUAUUAAUUAAUGUUCUAAUAACGUUUAUUUAUUAAUUAACGUUUCUAAACUACUAGGAAGUUGAAAGACCGGUAACCUACCCUAACUAUAAACAUUCUAAAUAAGCGACUUCCCCCACGCUACCACCCCUCCUGACUCUUCUAAAUGCAUACCUCUAUUUUUACUCUGUUUUUUUAUUAUAUCUUUUUUAGUGGCACACACAAAUACGUGUUGUUGUUUUUUGUACAUAUUCAUGAGGUAAAAACACUUUCCAGGUAACAAUGUCCUUAUUAUUUUACUGAAUAAUGUAAAUCAAAUGAUUAUUAGUAACUUGAAUGAACAUUAGGAAAACGACUGUAAAAAUGUUUAUUAAUUUUGUUUUUUAUUGAUUAGUUUAGGUCAAAUAAAUUAUUUAUUUAAGAUUAA
This is a messenger RNA of Nezara viridula (southern green stink bug), 5055 nucleotides long. The record is from the annotation of a GenBank genome assembly. NCBI's taxonomy places the organism in Eukaryota, Metazoa, Arthropoda, Insecta, Hemiptera, Pentatomidae.